This is a messenger RNA of Oncorhynchus nerka (sockeye salmon), 2878 nucleotides long. RefSeq lists its product as uncharacterized. The record is from RefSeq and is a predicted model, not a curated record. The transcript has 8 exons. The coding region runs from base 1547 to 2878 and encodes 443 amino acids. NCBI's taxonomy places the organism in Eukaryota, Metazoa, Chordata, Actinopteri, Salmoniformes, Salmonidae.
CUAUGACAGAAAAUUUGCCUCACUGCAUUUUUGUCUCUUCCCCAUGGCAAAAGAAAUUCCAACAAAAUGUGGGGGGCUUCCUCGAAAAUUGCGGGGGGCUCCGCGAAACUGUGCUACGACACUGGAGAGGCAUGGCUUGAUUUGGUGGUGGAUUUGAGCCCAGCGGGACUGAAACGGACUAGGAUUUCUGUGGGGCUUUACUUCAGCGUCUUUUGAUGAAUUUUAUGAUGCUAUAAAAUCUCAGUUUAGUCAUUGGAAGCAGUGCAAUUGUGUCUUGUACUGUAAAUGUCUGUGAUUGUGUAUGGAAGCAACUAAGUGAUACUAUUACAGUACUAUUACACUAGAGAGUAGCUUUGACGUGUGUUUUUUUAGAUGACCGAAAUAUGGGAGAUUUCAUAGAUUUAUAGAAGGAAAUAAUCACAAGCACAACUGUAUUAGAGGAGUACAGUCCUCUCCUUGGCCAGAUGUUGGGAAUGUUGAACACAGUUUAGGAUUAUUGACCGACAUGUCCUCAGAACUGAUCCAAGGUCAUCAGGUUGAAGAAGCAUGAUUGCUGCUUCAUGCUUUUGAUUGCAGCGUUGUUGUUUCUGUUGUUAUUCACCACCACGUGUAUCAGGAUCUACUACAAAAUGGAUCAAUGGAUGUAAUGGAUCAAGAAAGUUCUAGAGGUGCAGCUGAGAAAUGAUGUCUUCUGAACUAAAAUAUAAACACAACAUGCAACAAUUUCAUAGAUUUUACUGAGUUAUAGUUCAUAUAAGGAAAUCAGUCAACUCACUCUUCAAUGGCUGGAAGUUGCUGGAUAGUGGCGGGAACUGUAACACACUGCCAUACAAAUCGAUCCAGAGCAUCCCAAACAUGCUCAACGGUUGACAUGUCUGAGUAUGCAGGCCAUGGAAGAACUGGGACAUUUUCAGAUUCCAGGAAUUGUGUACAGAUCCUUGCGUCAUGGGGCCGUGUCUUAUCAUGCUGAAACAUGAGGUGAUGGUGGCGGAUGAAUGGCACGACAAUGGGCCUCAGGAUCUUGUCAUGCUAUCUCUGUGCAUUCAAACUGCCAUUGAUAAAAUGUACUUGUGUUCCUUGUCCGUAGUUUAUGCCUGCCAUACGCUAACCCCACCGCCGCCAUGGGCACUCUGUUCACAACGUUGACAUCAGCAAACUGCUUGCCACAUGAUGCCAUACACGUUGUCUACAUCUGCCUGGUAGAGUUGAAACCGGGAUUUACCUGUGAAGAGCACCCUUCUCCAGCGUGACAGUGGCAAUCAAAGGUGAGCAUUUGCCCGCUGAAGCUGGUUACAACGCCGAAUUGCAGUCAGGUGAGGAUGAGGAGCACGCAGAUGAGCUUCCCUGAGACGGUUUCUGACAGUUUGUGCAGAAAUGCUUCACUUCUGCAAACCCACAUUUUCAUCAGCUGUCUGGGUGGCUGGUGAAGAACCCGGAUGUGAAAGUCCUAGGCUAGCGUGGUUAGACGUGGUCUGCGGUUGUGAGGCCGGUUGGAUGUACUGCCAAAUUCUCUAAAACGACGUUGGAGGCGGCUUAUAGUAGAGAAAUGAACAUUCAAUUAUCUGGCAACAGCUCUGGUGGGCUUUGCUGCAGUCAGCAAGCCAAUUCCACGCAGUCUACAGUGUCCCUGAUUGUGUGUGUGUGUGUGUGUGUGUGUGUGUGUGUGUGUGUGUGUGUGUGUGUGUGUGUGUGUGUGUGUGUGUGUGUGUGUGUGUGUGUGUGUGUGUGUGUGUGUGUCCAGGAGGGUUCUAUGGACAGUCUAUAUGAGGCUGUGCAGGACUCCAGUGAUGCCCAGGUCUACACCAUCCCCAGCCGUUCCUCCAGCCGCUCCUGUAGCCUUGCCAUGCUGCUAGAUGAAAACCCCAAGUUGCGUGGCUCGGGACGAUCCAUUUCCAUGGAGAUCUCCCAAAUGCAGACCAACAACACCAAAAAAAUGAAAAGAAUAACACAUGUAUCCAAAUCAGCACCAGAAAACAGAACUUUAGAUCAAGCCUCUGCCGUCUGCAAUAGUGCUCUCUGGCUGCCAGCCAAAAUCCCCCCAGAAGAAGAUUUAGAUUUAGGCCACAUCAAGAACAAUCAAAAUGAAGAGAUGAUCAAGCCCAUGGUCAGAACUGAGAUCCAGGCCAAAGCCACGAUCAGAACCGAUGUCAAGACCAAAAAGGGAAGAGGAGGACGCAAGUCGAGCAUAAAGAAGAAUGAAAAGUCACCAACCCCUCCAAUACCACCAACUCAGGUGGUGAGUUAUGAGGGAUGGGCUCAGAACGCAGAUCUGCCCAACAGCAGGCAGAGAGACCUGAUUGUCCAUGCCAACGGGGAAGUGGCCAAGCCCAGAGUUCCCAUCAAAAAGAGUCAAAAGCCUGGAAGUCAGAAGACUGGGAAGAAAGGGAGUGCAAAAAAUGGAAAAGAAGGAGCCAAGAAAAAUCAGGACACCUCAAGGAAUAAGGAACUCAGAAAAUUGACCACAGACAAUGACACUUAUGGGCCCAUCCCAGUGAAAGCGGGACCCUAUCUGGAUGUGGUCCGGAGGUCAGCUCCUGUUUGUAAGUCUGUACUAACAUCAGCCCAGGAGAAUUCUACCCUAGCCCCGGUGGCCAUGGAGCUGAGGACCGGGCCUGGAGGCCCUGGAGCUCCUCCCAGGAACCAGCGCUGGAGUAACCCAGCCGAGAACGCUCCAGAUUGGGGGACCUCCUACCACAUCUGCCGCAGGCCCAUCACAGAGUACCCCGUUUAUACCCAUGACUACACCCUGCCCCGGGCCAAGGCCUGGGACAAGCACCAGGGGCUGGCCCAAGAUGCGAGCCUGAAACGGGACCCCUCGCCCCAGGGUGUCCCCCUCUCUGUUACUGAUGUGAAACUAUGCGACCGCAAUGUGAGUUAA